Molecule: messenger RNA, 1833 nt
Organism: Penicillium manginii
Lineage: Eukaryota; Fungi; Ascomycota; Eurotiomycetes; Eurotiales; Aspergillaceae
Product: multicopper oxidase
Exons: 1
Coding region: 1-1833 (610 amino acids)
Biological process (GO): reductive iron assimilation; cellular response to iron ion starvation
Cellular component (GO): high-affinity iron permease complex
Molecular function (GO): copper ion binding; ferroxidase activity
Source: RefSeq, a predicted model, not a curated record
AUGGAACUCCUGCGGGCGUUUGUGUUCCGUCUCGCGGCGCUAUUGCUGUGCACACAAUACUGUCAUGCAAAGACUGUGACCCUGGACUUCAACGCCACUUGGGUCAAUGCAAACCCCGAUGGACUUCAUGAACGAAAGGUUGUCGGGAUCAACGGCCAGUGGCCUCUGCCUGUCAUCGAGGUAGACAAAGGUGAUCGUCUGGUUGUGAAUAUGUUCAACGGGCUUGGUGACAAAUACACGUCGAUCCAUUGGCAUGGAAUGUUCCAAAAUGGCACAAAUGAUAUGGACGGACCUUCAAUGGUGACCCAAUGCCCUAUCGCCCCUGGUUCCUCUAUGACCUACAACUUCACCGUUCCCCAAAAUGGAACUUACUGGUAUCAUUGCCAUACGGAUGCAUGCUACCCAGAUGGUUAUCGACAGGCUCUGAUUGUGCAUGACAACCAAUCAUACUUCAACGAUAUGUAUGAUCACGAUCUUACUAUCACACUGAGUGAUUGGUAUCAUGAGUUGAUCGAAGAUAUCCCAUUCAUUCGAGUUGAGAACCCUACGGGUGCUGAGCCUGUCCCAAACUCUUUCCUCUUCAAUGACACGUUGAAUACCAAUAUCGCGGUCGAAGCUGGCAAAACCUAUCUGAUGCGAUUGAUUAAUAUCGGAGCUUUUGUGGCCCAAUAUUUUUAUAUCGAAGAUCAUACAUUUCGCAUUGUUGAAAUUGAUGGCGUCUAUGUGGAUGAACAGGAGGCCGAUACUCUCUACAUUGCUGCAGCCCAGAGGUACUCCAUCUUGGUCACCAUGAAAAAUUCAACAACAAAGAAUUACCCGAUCGUGACUGUGGCGGACUCGGUCUUACUAGAUGUGAUUGACCCAUCUCUUCAACUCAAUCAAACAAAUUGGCUUGAAUACAACAGCAGCACAGCACAUCCACAGGCUGUUAUGACGGUGGACGUGGCUUCGGACCUUGUCCCAUAUGAUGAUAUGAAGCUGGUCCCUCAUGACCGAAUGGCUCUACUUCCGGAACCCGACAUGACCAUUGAGGUCGACGUUAUAAUGGACAAUCUUGCGAACGGCGCAGGUUACGCCUUCUUCAACAAUAUCUCAUACACAAAGCCUAAGGUGCCUACACUGUACUCUGUCAUUUCCUCUGGGAACUACUCGACCAAUGCCGAAGUUUAUGGAGAGUUCACACAUCCCUUCGUUCUGGAGCAUAACCAGGUCAUUGAGGUCAUCCUCAACAACCAAGAUACUGGCUCUCAUCCAUUCCAUCUUCACGGCCACAAUUUCCAAAUGGUCAGCCGAACUCCCUCAUAUGGACCCAAUUUUUACGAUUUCGCCGACGGCGACCCGGUCGCGUACAAUGCGACCGAGAACCCAUCCAGCAGCUUCCCGACUUACCCUGCACGACGAGAUACUUUUGUUGCACCACCGCAGGGCAACUUCGUCAUCCGCUUCGUCGCCGAUAACCCCGGAGUUUGGUUGUUUCAUUGCCACAUUGACUGGCAUCUGAUGCAAGGUCUCGCAAUGUCAUUUAUCGAAGCCCCGAAGCAAAUCCAGGAACAACUGUCACUGUCAGACAGUCAAGUGAGUGUUUGCAAAGCUGCUGACGUCGCUUAUGAAGGCAAUGCAGCAGCCAAUACAGACGAUCUGCUCGACCUGACUGGCCAGAAUAGACAAUUGCCGUGGUUACCUGCUGGAUUUACGACGAAGGGCAUUGUUGCGAUGGUUUUCUCAUGUGUUUCUGCAUUCCUGGGGAUGGCUUUUAUCACAGUUUACGGCGUGUCGGGUAUUCAAUCCAAAAGGGAAGAAACAGCCCAGGUCAAUGAGAGCAAUGAGUUUUGA